CUACAAUGCCCUGCCUUUCAGUUCAUUCAUUACACAGUCACGAUAGGACAUCUACCUAUCUCACACCAUUCAUCAGACACUGAGCCAUGGAGCAAAACACACUUACGCGUCGUGGAGUCGGCCUUCGUGGUCUGGACCAUGAUCUCGUAUCCCCAGGCUAUAUCCUCUACGCUCAUCUGACCAGCCCGGGCACAGUUCGGCUGAUAGCCAAUGACGGAAUGGAAGUCCACCGUUGGAACCUACCUUACCGUCCUGGCCGUCACGCCCGCAUCCUUCCCAACGGCAAUCUAGCCUACAACGGCGUCCAUCCUGACGGGCCAAGGCUGUUUCCCAUGUGGCAAAAGUACCGCGGCGGAGUCAUGAUGCAAGUCGACCCUGACGGCAAGGUCGUCUCUGAAUAUCGAGAUCCUCUCGCCCACCAUGACCAGCACCAUCUCGACAAUGGCCAGAUCCUGUACACGACGCUGGAAGCUCUGACUCCCGAACAAGCCAAGACAGUUCCUGGCGGCAUCCCUUCGUCCGAGGCCCCGGAUGGGAACGUGUACGCCGACUGCAUCAAGCUCGUGGACCCCGCCGACGACGGCAAGGUGCUCUUCCACUGGCGCGCCAUCGACCACCUUGAUCCCGCCACGUUUCCCCUCCAGCCGCACUACGCCCGCGAGCACUGGCCCCUGAUCAACAGCGUCCACCCGCUCCGGGACGGCAACAUCCUGGCGUCCCUGCGCAGCGUGUCCGCGGUGAUCAUCAUCUCGCGCGAGACCGGCGAGGUGACGUGGCACCUGGACAGCAGCGUGGUGGCGCAGCAGCACUGCGCCAGCGAGCUGGAGGACGGGAGCAUCCUGGUCUUCGACAACGGCACGUUCCGCCACCGCGAGAGCUCGACCUACUCGCGCGUGAUCCAGGUGGACCGCCAUACGAAGCAGAUCGUCUGGGAGUACCGCGACCGCUCGUUCCCGUGCGCCUUCUUCACGCCCUUCAUGGGCGGCGCGCAGCGCCUGCGCAACGGCAACACCCUGGUCACCGAGGCCGUCUUCGGCCGCAUGUUCGAGGUCACCCCCGACGGCAGGAUCUGCCUCGAGUACGUCAACCCGCAUUUCGCCGACUACAAGCAGCUGCAGGCGCCGGAGCUGGAGGACAUCGGCUUCGACUAUCCCGCCAACGCAGUCUUCAGGGCCUACAAGUACACGCCGGACCAGGUGCCUUGGCUGCGCCUGCCGAAUUGAGAAGACAUUCAUGGGACCAUAAAAGCAGCGCAACUUUCUUCUGGGUAUAUCGAGAUCAUUUUUCACGGGUUGGGGAGGGACAAAGGCGGGUGAAACAUGGGAGUUUUCUAAGGACAAGGGGGAAAUUAUAUUGCAG
Cladophialophora immunda is the source of this 1359-nucleotide messenger RNA. RefSeq lists its product as uncharacterized. Bases 87 to 1223 code for a protein of 378 amino acids. Lineage: Eukaryota; Fungi; Ascomycota; Eurotiomycetes; Chaetothyriales; Herpotrichiellaceae. The transcript has a single exon. The record is from RefSeq and is a predicted model, not a curated record.